This is a messenger RNA of Arthroderma uncinatum, 2118 nucleotides long. RefSeq lists its product as uncharacterized. Gene Ontology annotation, cellular component: membrane. The transcript has a single exon. The record is from RefSeq and is a predicted model, not a curated record. Bases 1 to 2118 code for a protein of 705 amino acids. NCBI's taxonomy places the organism in Eukaryota, Fungi, Ascomycota, Eurotiomycetes, Onygenales, Arthrodermataceae.
AUGCGCCCUGAUGGUACUGAACCCGGCGAUGGAAACAUCGCUGGCGGGAAUGUCGCUGUGCAGGAGCCUGGCAACCUGGAGGUCCUCUGUGGCCCGCUGCUGAACUACAAGCAUAUGGGCGCCGAUGGAAACUCCCGUCAGUCCUGGAACGGAAGUGUCCUCAUAGUUACAAAGCCGUGCGAGCAGCCACCCGUGUUGCAAUUGCAAUGUCUCGGCCCAGUCUCGAACGUCCAGGGCCCGAUCGAUGGUGCUGGCGGUGUCCAGCCGACGGUCGACGGCGUCAAGUUGUUUGCCAACCCUACUUCGGCCUUCUGGCGCUUCCGUCUUACUGUUCCCAUGGAGAGCUACGAAGCUCGAUGGCAGUAUACCAUUCCAGGCUUCCGGCAUGUCGAUGAGAAGCAUACGAUGACCUCAUGGAACUUCAUCGUGCCCUCCGUGGAGGAAUCGAUGCGCAUCAUGUUCCACUCCUGCAAUGGCUUCUCCGUCGGCACGGAUCUCGGCCAUUGGCAGGGCCCUCUCCUAUGGCACGACGUCCUUCGACUUCACGCGCAAAGACCCUUCCAUGUGAUGAUCGGAGGCGGUGAUCAGAUAUAUAACGAUUCCGUCCGUACAGAGGGCCCGCUCAAGGAGUGGACUGAUAUCUCGAACCCUCACAGGAGACGGGCGCAUCCGUUUCCAAACAGCCUGAGGGAGGAGUGCGAUGCAUUCUACUUCAAGAACUACGUAAAGUGGUACGGGACAGAGCCGUUUGCAACCGCCAACGCCCAGAUCCCCCAGAUCAAUAUCUGGGAUGAUCAUGAUAUCAUUGACGGAUUCGGCUCCUACACGGAUCAUUUCAUGAGAUGUGCUGUCUUCCGCGGUCUUGGAGGCGUGGCCUUCAAGUAUUACUGCCUAUUCCAGCACCACAACGCCCCUCCAGUGUCGACCUUCACGACAGACGCUCCCCAGACAAUGCAGGCUUCCGGUGGCACUGCUGGGCCUGACCAACGCCAGCUUGAAAACAGCUACGUUUACAAGGAGACCCAGGAUGAACCAAGCUGGAUAGUCGGUUCCAAGCCGGGUCCAUAUGUCGAGGAAACAAGUAGAAAUCUCUACAUGCGACUCGGAAAGCGCAUUGCGUUUGCAGGAAUUGAUGCACGCACCGAGCGAACUCGCCACCAGGUCAACUACCCGGAGACCUACGAUGCCAUUUUUGCCCGCCUCAAACGAGAGUUCGCCGCCGCGAAUGGAGAAAUAAAGCAUUUGAUUCUCCUACUUGGUGUCCCGAUUGCCUAUCCUCGCCUUGCUUGGUUGGAGAACAUCCUCUCCUCCCCGCUUAUCACUCCCAUCCGCUUGUUAAACAAACGAUUUGGCUGGGGCGGCAGUUUCUUCAACAAAUUCGAUGGCCAGGUGGAUCUUCUCGAUGACCUGGAUGACCACUACACUGCGCGACAGCAUAAAUCUGAGAGAAGAAAUCUGAUCCAGCGCUUACAGCAGCUAUCCAGCCGCUUUUCUGUCCGUGUUACCAUCCUCGGCGGUGAUGUCCACCUGGCAGCCGUUGGUCGAUUCUACUCUAGAGUCAAGGACCAGGUCCCAAUUGAUAAUGACCCAAAAUAUAUGAUCAACAUUAUCAGCAGUGCCAUCACCAACAAGCCUCCGCCAAAGGCCGUUGCCAAUCUCCUUGCCAGCAGGAACAAAAUCCACCACCUCGACCGCCAUACUGAUGAAACUCUCAUGAAGAUCUUCAACGAGCAGCCGGGCGGAAAGGAUAAGUCCUCUGCGUCCAAUAAGGUGACGAUGCCGUCUCGUAAUUAUGCCUGCAUCACUGAAGUCACUGCCCCGGCGAAUAACCCCGUGGCUUCAGGUGAACAAGCCGAGUUAUCCAAGGCGCCAAAGGACGGGCACGAUCCCCUACAUCCAGGAGAACAAGAUGCUGGAACGAAGUACCGCUCUUCUGAUGGCGUGAGCAAUGUGACGGGCAAGGCCGGCGGGCUAGAUAUAGCCAUUCGCGUUGAAAUCGACCCUGCCGAUAUUGAAGGGAAGACAGAGGGAUAUGGAUUCAGUGGUAUGUUUCGAUCCUCCCAGCUUACACGGCACUACGUGCUUUGCUAUAUUACUCCUCAUCGCCACCACGUUUGA